Molecule: messenger RNA, 1983 nt
Organism: Tilletiaria anomala UBC 951
Lineage: Eukaryota; Fungi; Basidiomycota; Exobasidiomycetes; Georgefischeriales; Tilletiariaceae
Exons: 6
Coding region: 1-1983 (660 amino acids)
Molecular function (GO): protein binding
Source: RefSeq, a predicted model, not a curated record
AUGUCUGUCGACAGUCUGGCGCAGCUGCCAUAUGAGAUCGCCACGGGCAUCUUCUCGUGCGGGCUUCUAAAUGCAGCGGAUUUGGAGUUGGCUUCUGGCGUGUCCAGAGCUUGGCGCCAGAUAUGCCACGAUGACUCAAUGUGGCAUAAGGCUGCAUGGACGUGGAAAUUGGUCAAGGACCUGGAUACGACUCUGGAGGCAGUCAAGGCAUCUUUCAUCGACGAGAAUCGAUAUUUUGCUCCGGCAAGAACCUGGCGGGAGUUUUGCAUCGCGUACGAAGCGCUCGAGAAGCAACUCGGCUGGGACGCUGCUGCUCAACCGUUCCGUUAUCCCGACGAUUCGCUUGCAGCAAACCACGGAGUCGAAGGCGGUGGAAAAGCCCUCUUCCCCUCAAUUUGCCGAAGGUUUCACGCAGCAAAUGGCGAGAUUGGAUGGGGGUCAACCCAUGGAGUCUUUCAAGACUUGUGGCGCAUGAAGAUCAUACAGGAGGACCAGACGAUCGUAUCGACCGGCAAGGGCGGUGGUAUUCGUGUGACUGAUCUGAGAACGCACGAGCUCCUGUGGAGUAUACCGCCAGAAAUGACAAAGCGAUUUCCUCACCUGGAAGCGGAUAAUACAUUCAUCGUCUGGGAUAUGUGGGCCCAGAAUAGCAACGACCAGUUCUACGUCUACAAGGCAGAGACCAAGUAUGAUGACCCGCCUGUAUCACCGCGUAGAGGCCACUACAGACCGUACGCAGUACUUGCGCAUGAGCAGGGCAUCCAUGCAUAUCGAUUCAAGUAUCCCUAUCUCGCAGCUGCAACUGCCAACCAAAAGAUCGUGUUCUGGGACUUGGAGGCCAAGCAAAAGGUCAAAAUCCUCGACAUCUCCCCCACGCGACUGACUCCUUUCAGCCUGACUUAUAUCGAUUUUGACGAUCAGUACCUCUUCGUCACUGGAACUGGGCAGCUUGAUAUUCACAUCUUCAAUCGCACUUCGGAAGCAUACCUAUGGAGUAUGCUGAAAUAUUUCGAGAAGGGUGGAAAGAUUCCCUCGGGGUUCCAAAUGGAGUUCAAGGUUCCGCCAGGAGCGUCCACACCGGGCCGAUGGUUCGAGCGCUUGGCCAAGACAAGUAUUGGCGGGGAUGCGCUUGGGGCUUCCCUCAGACCGUCCGGAGUCAAUGUCAGGACCAGGGACACGCCUCCUGAGAGACUCAGACACCGGUGGCUUGAGUUCUUUAACAUGGGUCAAAGACUACAUGAUAUCCGCGGGUGGGAAGCAAUUCACAUGUGUGAAGAGACGAACACGCUCCUUAUCGUCUCUGAAAUGGUUUUAUUUGUCCUACGCGAUUACAAAAAAACCUGCAUCGAUCCGAACUACAAACCGGAAAUGUUGGUGUUCUUCCUACGAGAUCCGUGGCGUAGUUUGCACACGCCACGGAUUCAACGUCAAUUCCAAGAAGACGAUUUUCUUCCAACGGCGCUGUCAGUGUGUUCGGGUCGCGCCCUCUGGUACUCUCAAAAGCCUUACUUGGUCGACUUCAAGCAUGCGCGUGAGCUCAAAGACAUCAAAGUGUACCUGCUUGACCAACUGACCCAGGAGGAACAGCUUGGGCACUUGGACAUGCAACCGAGAGAUGCAAUCUGUGACUACAAGCUCUCGCAGUUGCCUGGUCCUCACUAUCGCACGGGACCGCACCAGUGUUCCUGCGUCGUGCUCACAAACACUGCUGCGUAUAUGGUCGAAGAGCAGUACAUCGCACCCACCUUUCAUGGCGGACGCGACAGCAUAAGGGGGUGCAGCGGGCCCGUAGCAGAUGGCGUAUGGUCCUACACUCAUGUGCGGUGCUACGACUGGGGUAGGAGCGCGCUGGAAAGGGUUGAUCCUGCGCGUUGCAUGGAGGAGCUGGCGCGGUUCAAGCAGCCACCGAAGUAUGAAGGCCCGAUGCCGUUCGAAGAUACACCAUCGAGUGCACAAAUCCAAGCAUUUUACCGCCAGACUUAA